Messenger RNA from Penaeus chinensis, 798 nucleotides. Its product is annotated as pituitary homeobox 3-like. The transcript is spliced from 4 exons. The coding region runs from base 1 to 798 and encodes 265 amino acids. Gene Ontology annotation, biological process: regulation of transcription by RNA polymerase II. Gene Ontology annotation, molecular function: DNA-binding transcription factor activity, RNA polymerase II-specific; RNA polymerase II transcription regulatory region sequence-specific DNA binding. The record is from RefSeq and is a predicted model, not a curated record. Lineage: Eukaryota; Metazoa; Arthropoda; Malacostraca; Decapoda; Penaeidae.
AUGAGAGCACUAAUCCUUAAAAACUGGAGCGUAGUACUGCCGAGCCGCUGGAGUGGCGGCCAUUGUCUCGUGGACGAGGCCAUUGUCACACGGGGGAGGGCAGUCUCGAGGGCCAUCAGCGAGCGGGUACGUUACACUCCACUUGUGAGCACAGACAUGCGGGCAGGCGGGCGUGGGUGCGAGGAAGGCUCAGAGCGGCAGGGGGCAGCAGCGCCGGCGACGGGGCCUGCGGGCAAGAGGAAGCGCCGGCACCGCACCAUCUUCACGGAGGACCAGCUGGAGGAGCUCGAGCAGACCUUCCAGAGAACGCAUUACCCAGACGUCCUUCUGAGGGAGCAGCUCGCCCUCAAGGUCGAUCUCAUGGAGGAGAGGGUCGAGGUAUGGUUCAAGAACCGCCGAGCCAAAUGGCGGAAGCAAAGUAUAGAGGUGAAAGUCGUCGUGGUCGACCAAGAAAGCGUGGCCGAGAACUCGCACCUCCCAAGCGCCGACGAGGUUAUAUCGGGUCUUCCUCAACACUGCGAAAAUCGGGUCGAUCUCAAGCAUCGGCCGAUUUCGUCAGACGCAAACAACCCAAAAGUCGAUUCGGAUCCAGAUCAGAACCAUCAGGAAAGUCAGAGGUUUAGGCGGUAUUCCGGCCCGAAUGUCAGCGUUGAUGAGUACCUUGAGAACGCCGUGAAGUCCUAUUGCGAAAACGGGAGCCGCUUUCCGCCGCAGACUGAGAAGUUCUGUGGCAGCGCAAGACUUACUCUGCGUCAGGCCGUUGACUGCCGCGUCACCCGAGGCAGCGAUGACGUAUAA